This is a messenger RNA of Lachancea dasiensis, 1575 nucleotides long. NCBI's taxonomy places the organism in Eukaryota, Fungi, Ascomycota, Saccharomycetes, Saccharomycetales, Saccharomycetaceae. The record is from the annotation of a GenBank genome assembly.
AUGCGGCUGCGACAAUGGCACUUCGUAGAGACUACAGGUUCUGGCCAACCCAUUUUACGUGAAAACGAGAAAGAUAUAUAUAUUGAGCACCCGGUUGGCUGCUAUCAGGGAAAGUCCAAAAUUUUAGGGAAACAAAAGGGACGAGUUUAUCUGACCUCUCAAAGGAUAAUUUACAUUGACGAUGAAGAGCCGACAAAAAACUCAGUCUCACUUGAGCUAGAUGACGUCGCUCACGUAGAGUACUCCUCAAAGUUUCUCAGAAAGUCCGCCAGACUGAGCAUAUUUUUGAAGAAUCUGGACCCCUCAGAAGGGGCUAAAGUCAAUUCAGCCAAAAAAGUGCAACAGACCACAUCUAAAUGGCCUUGUCCUAUUUGUGAUUUCGAAAAUGAGACGAAUGAGACCCUGAGGAUUGAGAACAUGUCACUAUUUUCAUGUGCUAAUUGCGGCAUCACGCCAGAUUUCGAUAUGAUCAAAGACCUAACCGUGCUGAAAGCACCUCAAGAACCUACCUCGCAAGUAAAUGAAGUUGAAUGUUCAGCCUGCACUUUUCUCAAUCACCCUUCCUUGACAAAUUGCGAGAUAUGUGGCACAAGGCUUCCUGUUUACUAUGACAAUGUUGAUGCACCGCAUUUUCUAGAUUGCAGGAUCAAGAUCGAGCUUCAAACCAACGAUGGAUUGAAAGCGGAUGGACCUUUAUAUAUUCAAUUGAGCUUCCGAGAAUCUGAUGGCAUGUUGUUGUCCCAAACUAUUGAAGAGCUCAUAGAAAAUCAACCUCGCGAAGAUACGAAGAACGUUUAUAACAUAGGCGCGACCUCAAUUAACGAGUCCUAUCCGCAUAAGGAAACGCAUAAGGAAACGAAAGCGCUAGAGCUAGAAACGAAGCUUGGUAGGGUAGGUAUCGCUAGCUUAGAAAAGUCGCAAGAGGAUCGUUUGCGAAAUAACGAUAUUAUACUAGGGAGCGCACUAUCGGAUCUGAACAAUCUGAUGGCCCUCGCCUCGGAUAUUGAGCAACUCUACGGUAAAACAGCAAGAGAUGACGUGAAGAAGAAGCCACCCUUGUUUAUUGUCGAUAGAGAAAAGUUUCUCACAAAAGAACUUUUCAUAAAAGAAAUAUCGAGAGAAUUACACGGGUUCAUCAUGACCGAGUUCCAGAAGCAGAUGGAAGUCGAUGGAGUCAUAUUGAUUUCCCUUGUUGAUAUUUAUGCACUGUACAACAAGGCCAUGCGUAUUGGGUCAGGCCUGGUAUCACCUCAGGAAUUAAAAGAGGCCUGCAGUCAAUUUCAAGACUUGGGAUUGAAGAACUUACAUUUGACCAAAAUUAACGGACGAGUUCUGUGCAUCUCGUCUGGUGAUUCAUUUGGUUACAUAAAAAAGAGAAUAAUCGACAUCGUUACUACGAAUCCCGGUGCAGACCUGCUUGGAUUGACACAACGAUUGAAUGAGAAUGACUCGAAUUCUUGGACGGCCGGAAUCAUAAUGGAAGUACUCAGCAAUUGUGUUAGCGAGGGUCAGUUACUCAUCGACGAGCAGAUAACAGGGGUCCAGUACUAUGUCAAUUUUGAUUGGAAAAUAUAA